Messenger RNA from Drosophila serrata, 2295 nucleotides. RefSeq names its product DDB1- and CUL4-associated factor 10 homolog. Gene Ontology annotation, molecular function: protein binding. Gene Ontology annotation, cellular component: Cul4-RING E3 ubiquitin ligase complex. Lineage: Eukaryota; Metazoa; Arthropoda; Insecta; Diptera; Drosophilidae. The record is from RefSeq and is a predicted model, not a curated record.
AAGAGAACGUCUUUUAAAAGCAAUUAGUUUCCCUGAUCCCUCAACCCACAAUAAAACUCGUUCAACAACCUUCAGUUGUAAAAAGAAAUCGGUUUCACGCAGCACUUUUUUGCAGCCCUCGUUCCAGUACGAGAAUAAAAACAAGAAAGGCCUCAGGGAAAAAUUCGACGUUGCGAAUAGAGAAAUCACGGAAUACUUGCCUCCACCCAAAUCAGGCAGAUAUAGGAGGCACCAGCUCGGAAACUCAAUAGGUCCACCAUGGAGCGCUACCUGAGCCGGCGCGAGAGUGGCUUCUCCAGCCAUGCGGGGGACGAGAACUUCGUUAUGCGGCGGAUAUACAGCUCGAUGAACAUGUUCAAUAGCUACCACGCCAACUGCAAGCCAACGGAGGCCGGACGAACCGGGGCCAUCUUCAACCUGGAGUUCAACGCCGAUGGCAACGUGCUGGUAGCCGCCACGGAGCGCAAGUGCGUCCUUGUCUUCGACGCCAUCACACAGAAGGAGAUCUUCAAGGUUCCGGACGCACACACCGACAGCGUGAACUGCAUCAAGUUCUUUGACGACCGACUCUUUGCCACAGGCUCCGAUGACUUCACGGUGGCCCUGUGGGACUUGCGCAACAUGAAGCAGAAGUUGCGCGUCCUGCACGGCCACUCCAACUGGGUGAAGAACAUCGAGUACUCCUCCAAGGACAAGCUACUCGUCAGCUCCGGCUUCGACGGCAGCAUCUUCACGUGGGACAUUAACUCGCACACGGAGCAGGGUCUGAUCUCGCAGCGCGUCUUCCACGCCAGCGGACUAAUGCGGUGUCGCAUAUCGCCCACAGGCGAUAAGCUGGUCCUCUGCACUAGCGGCGGCUACAUAAUGAUUAUUCAUCACCUCGACCUGACCACCCUGCACAAGGAUCUGUGCGGCUUCAGGCCUGGUAUCUACCGCCUUAUGCAGCUGGGCGAGCAGUACAUCCCACAGGCCGCCAAAUACGACCAUGUGUUCUCCAAACGUCAGAAAAAGAACCGCGUAGAGCUGGUCACCGACUUUCCCGAGCAGAAUGACGCCGAGAUGAUCAUGGCUCUGCAGAUCCACCCACACUGUCGCUGCAUGCUGACGCGCAACGUAAGCUGCGACGAGCAGAGCGAGUGGACCUGCAUCCACGACAUCAAUGAGGAGCCGAUGCCCAGCGAAGACGAUGGCGACGAAGAGGAGCCGCAGCCAAAGAAGAAGUGCACGCACUCUGCGGCAAGUAAUCGCAACAGCACUUCAAGGGAUUCCACUCCCGCGCCAGACCCAGAUACCGAUGGACUGCCACCCAGACAGCCACGAAGGGGGAUGCGGAUGGGAACUGUUCAGGUUUUCCACUUGGACAACGCUGGUUCGGGAAGACUGCCCGGAGGAGCAGCACCAGCCGCAGCCUCGCCACGACCAGAUACCUUUAUACCCGACAUAUGGGCGGCAGAAGUGACCGUUCAGGAGCGCGCUAUCCGCCAGAAUCGGGCACGAAACUCCAACAAUCAUGUCAGCGGCUACAACUUUGUGUACGCAAUCAGUAGUGGCGUGCUCCCGCUUCGGCCCUCGGUGGCCAGUCGUCUGAUGGUUAACAGCAGCAACCCACGCCAGCCGAGUACUCCGGCAGUUGCAGAGAGCUCCACAAGCAGUAACCUAAGCAGCAGCAGCUCAAGUAGCAGUAGUAGCAGUAGCAGUAGCAGCAGUAGUAGUAGUAGUAGUAGUAGUAGUAGCAACAGCGACACCAGGGUGCGACUGGAGAUUGGGCAUCGUCUGCGUCUGCGUCCGGUAAUCAGACAUGCGGCAGCAGCGACGGCCAAGGAGAACGCCCAUGCCAUACUGGUGAAUGCCAAGAAGUUGCUCUACUAUGCCGCCGAAACCAAUACAAAGCCGGGUUUCAUCAAAGAGCCGGGCUUCUCGGCGGAUGGUCGAAUCGUCUGCUCCCCGUACGGAAACGGUGUGCGCCUGCUGGGAUACAGUGCGGACUGCUGCGACUAUCCCAGAUCCCAGAUGUUUGAGGAGGUAAAGCGGCGUCCGCAAAAGCUUGUUGAGCUGGCCAAGAUCACCGAGCAUCAGGACGUAGUGCUGUGCGCCAAGUUCAGCCCGAGGGAACCAUUGCUUGUCACCGGUUGCAAUGGCGGUGAGGUGACCUGGUAUCGACCCAAUCUCUAGGCUCUUCCAUCGAGCUCUAGUGGUGACAAAUUGUAAAUUUUAUUUUCUAUUUAGGCAUACUUUGACUCAUACCAAGCAUUUCUUGGCGAAAUACAUGCAACGCGUAUAUGGUGAACCGAUUAA